Microthlaspi erraticum is the source of this 1341-nucleotide messenger RNA. The record is from the annotation of a GenBank genome assembly. NCBI's taxonomy places the organism in Eukaryota, Viridiplantae, Streptophyta, Magnoliopsida, Brassicales, Brassicaceae.
AUGAAGCCAAUCGAAGACGAAGAAGACGAUGUUUUCCUCAGCAAGUACCAGCCAUCGGAGCUUAAAGUUUCUUCGGAAUUUCUAACGACGUGGCUUCCUUUCUUAUCUAGAGAUCUCUGCAAAGACUGCGUCCAUCUUCUCUCCCAUCGAAUCCGUUCUCUAGACCCAGAGCAUUGUAGUAAUAAGGUAGAGACGGUUAAUGGAGAAGACAAAGCUGUUUCUGAGACGGCGAGUCCUGUAAUGGCUUGGGCUGAUAUGGCACUAGAAGAUUGUCUCAAGGAAUAUGAAAAGAAGGAGAGUGAAGAAUUAGAUACAGAGGAAGUUGAAGACUCGAUGAAGACUCCGGAGAAGCGUAAACUGUCUAGAGAGGAAAGAGAGCAGUAUCGGUUUAUGAAUGUGAAGAGAAUGGAAGUGUUUUCAUGUUUUGAGAGAGUUGAAGGAAAGCGCGUUAACAUUCUCGAAGGGCUUGAGUUGCAUACCGGUGUUUUCAGCGCGGUCGAGCAGAAGAGGAUCGUUGAUCAUGUCUAUGAACUACAAGAGAAAGAGCGUACUUUUACUGCUCCGCAUAAGUGGAUGAGAGGCAAAGGACGUGUCACUAUUCAGUUUGGAUGUUGUUAUAACUACGCAACAGACAAAGCAGGAAACCCACCAGGGAUUCUUAAAAAUGGAGCGGUUGAUCCAAUACCGUCGCUGUUCAAAGUGAUAAUCAGAAGGUUGAUAGGUUGGCAUGUGAUUCCUCCGACUUGUGUACCGGAUAGUUGUAUUGUCAAUAUAUAUGACGAAGGAGAUUGUAUACCUCCGCAUAUCGAUAACCUUGACUUCCUUCGACCUUUCUGCACAAUCUCGUUCCUCAGUGAGUGUGAUAUUCUCUUUGGAUCAAAUCUCAAAAUCUUAGGCCCUGGUGAAUUCUCCGGUUCUUACUCCAUACCUCUUCCUGUCGGAUCGGUUCUAGUCCUAAAGGGGAAUGGAGCCGAUGUCGCUAAGCAUUGUGUACCUGCGGUUCCCACAAAGAGGAUAUCGAUCACGUUUAGGAAAAUGAACGAGUCGAAAAGACCAUUCGGAUUCACACCGGAACCUGAUUUGCAAGGGAUUAAGCCGUUGCCAUACGAACAUACAGCGCCGACGAGUGCUGCUGCUGAAGCCAUUAGCUCUUCAAGAUCAAACGAUGACCAAAAUGGUAGCAAUUACAACAAGCGAGGAAGCAAGCCUCACGAGCCGAGAGGUUAUCGUUCUGAGAGUCGAGAGUGGUCAUCAUCAUCAAGCCAAAGAAAUGGAAUGUCACGACACACUCAUAACCGAGAGUUUAGACCCAAGGUUAAAGCUAGCUCCGACAACGUCUGA